GACCAGAUGCGCGCGCUGGUGUAUCAACCAAGUGAAGUAUGGCGGCAACUGUUAUCUGAGCUGUCCUUUCGCUUGGGCUAUGUUUUUACUUAAUAAGGCAAAGUAAAAUUAGAGUUGAUGGUUGGUGUCAAAAAAGAAGGAAAAAUGAACUACAAUUUAGAGCAGGAAAUCGAGGAAAUAGUCGACAGACAGUUGCAGGAUUUGGGCUUCAUUGACCUGUGCACAAGGAUUGCCCAAAAGGUUGUUGAAAGAGUGCAAAAAAUUGAUGAGGAACAUAGUAUAAUUAAAACCGAAUUGACUGAUAUUGAAGAAAAAUUGAAUUUAAUAUUUGCUGAUAAAAAGCCUCCUGACUCUAAAGUGCAAGUUGUGAAAAGAAAUGUCAUAGUAAUUGAUGAAGAAGAUGAGAAACCACUUCUUGAAAAGCUCCAAGAGCUCUCAAAAUCAUCCCAGAACUUGUCUUGCAGUGGAGAUAUUGCUUCUUCAAAAGCACAGACAGAUUUUCAAAGAGACCAGGUUAGGUCAAAAAAUCAAAUAGGACAUGGAGAGAUUGUCAGUAGGGAUAGCAAUGUAGUGAAAAAUGAAAAGACAUCAAUUGGGGCUAAAAGAACUUCUAGUAUCAAUGGAAGUGACAUUCAAAGUAGUUCUUUUGAAUCUGUUGGCCCUAAAAGACUUGCAUUAUCAAAUAAUCUAUCAGAGCCUCAAGUUACCAGCUCAAGUUCGCAAACCUUCAAAAGAACUACUGCAGGUACAGAAUCUAAAGUAAACUCUAGUAUUACUUUUAUAAAUCGCAAUUUGUAUCGAUCACCUCCAAAAGACCCUGCAGGAAAGAUGGCAAGUUUGUCAUUCACAUCAUUAAAAGCAUCAAAUAAGAAUGAACAAGACCAAGCUAAGCCAAUCAUCUCAGAGAGUUCUAGUAGUGUAGCUAAAAAUUCCAAAUCUACAUCAGAAAGACUUUCAGAAGGGAGCAAUAGUCCUUCUUCAGUAGACAAAUCAGUUGUGGUCAAGUCAUCUGUGAGUGUAGAAGAAACAGAUGAACAAGAACGAAGUCUGCAACAGGAAACAACCGAUGAAUACGAUUUUGCAGAUGAAGGCUAUGAAUUUAAAGAGGGAGAUAGUGUGCUUGGAAAACCAGAAAAGAGUGACAUUUGGUAUACAGCGAAAAUAACAAGAAUUAUAGCGACUAAAUAUGGACAGAAAAAGUUCCAAGUGAAGUUUGACUCAGGCCAACGGAUGCAUGGGACUUUACCUGGCAAUAGUUUGGCACCAAUCGCACAUCCGAAAGGAAGUUCUCUGAAUGUUGGAAGUCGUGUCGUGGCUAUUCGACCAAGAGACACUGUCGAUGCAAGGAUCCAGAAAAAGUACAUGACCUUAAAUUCUUUAGUUAUGGCGAAAGGAGAAAUUCUGUAUGGUGGAGUGGUUGUGGAGAGAGCUUGCGAAGAUAACAGGAAUAGGUUUCUUGUUUUCUUUGAUGAUGGGUUCGCACAGUACAUGACCGAAAAGAAAAUGCAUUUGGUUAUCCAUUCAGCUGAAAAUGUGUGGCAAGACGUUUCAAUACACUGUCGAGAGUUCAUCAAGGAAUAUUUAGAAGAGUUUCCAGAGCGACCUAUGCUAAAGCUAAAAGCUGGACUGUGUGUACAAACGGAAUGGAAUGGCAAAUGGCUGCAAGCUAAAGUAGUGGCGGUAGACUGCAGUCUCGUCAAGAUGUUAUUCGAUGUAGACAAAAGAACUGAAUGGAUUUACCGCGGAUCCACUCGUUUAGAACCAUUGUAUUCGGAACUGGGACGACGUGAUUUGGAAGCGCUGAAAAACAAGGGCAAAAAGUCAAGCAAAAAGAAGAAGUCUGUGGCAUCGAAUAUGAAAAAAGUGGAACCGUACGUGGAGGAUGCAAUAACGAAACCCUGUUUUGGAAUCUCAAGAUUUAGCAAAACCGAUCCACAAGGAAUCCAACAGAUAAAAGAGUGGGGUCCUGUAGAAGAAAAAUCUUCAAGCGCUAGCAUGGAGCAAGAGGAGAAGUCACUGUAUGUAUCCGCAGACAAUGAAGGUGGUAGUCCAUCGUCUGGUGGGAAAGUCGGAUCUGACUCAGGCAAAAACAAUCAGACUUUAUCUAAGAAGCGGAAAAUGGACAAUUUGUCUGAACAUGGGUCUGUUUCAUCGGUUGAUGCAAACAGCCCUGAUAAUGCAGCUGGGAGUAAUCGGAACCCUGGCAGUGAUGCCAUGAUCAACUUACCGUCACCUAAGAAUCCACGACAAGGCACUGCGAAAACCUUCCAACGACACUCCAGCCAAAGCUCUAUCGAAUCAACCGCAUCCGACAGCCAAUUGUUGCUACGAAACAGUAACCAAGGUCGUUUUGAAAGACAGCUAAGCAGCCAGUCCCUUCAAUCAGAAUCAUUGAAUUCCAAAUCACUUGGGACAGGAUUUGUAAGACACAGUUCAAGCGGUGCUUUGGGGUCUGAAACUCGUGUUAAUUUUAGCGGGAAUGGAUCGCCUUCGGUUCCAGUGACGAGAAGCAAAAGUAUGGCACAGUUGUUCAGCUCUCCUGAGCGAAGUGUUGAUGCCCAGCUUAUAGCGAAGCGAAGAAGUUCCAGCCAAGAAAAAUUGUUGCAGCCUUUUGCGUCAGUCACGAGACAGCGCAUGAUCCUUCCCCGCCCGCCACAGCAACAAAUGCAGUAUUUGAAGUUAGCUCAAAGCAGUGCUGGACAAGCAACGAAGGUCCUUGUGCCAAUCGUGGGACACAUCGGAGCAACACAAAGCCCGACGACGUCGACACAUAUGGUGGCUCUUAUCAACUUAACGCAAUCCUUUCCUAAGAUACGAGGACCCCAUCAGUGCUCAACAAAGUGUAUUCCUGAAGUCUAUCUUCCGCAAAGCGAGAGAAAAAGACACAAUCCACUUUCGGUCCCUUUGUUGCUUGGGUGGACUAGGGAAACAGCAAAAAGGCGACCUGGCUAUCACAGGGACAUUUAUUACCGCGCUCCUUGCAGUAAGAGACUUCGUAACCUUUCAGAAGUUACAAAAUAUUUGCUUCAGACCAAGGCUACGAAUGUCACAAUAGAUGAGUUUUCGUUUGAUGCCUCGAUUUCCUGUAGAGACCAAAUACCUAUUUUCAAAACACCUCGCUUGAAAAUCGAUGAUAUUUCAAACGGAAUGGAAAAGAUUCCAAUUUCAUGUGUAAACGAACGCAAUGACGAGUUGCCGCCAAAUGUGGAGUACAUUAGCGAGCGGAUUAUCGGCCUCGGUAUCGAUAUGAAUCACGAUUCUGGUUUCUUAGCCUCGUGUGACUGCCAAGAUAACUGUCAGGACCGCACUAAAUGCGCAUGUGCACGGCUAACAAUCGAUUCCAGUGACGCAAUCAAUGGCAAGAAAGACGAACAUUGUGGCUAUCAGUAUCGCCGGCUCAGAGAGGGUGUCACUACUGGGAUUUACGAAUGCGGCAGGAACUGCUCGUGCUCGGCAACAUGUUACAACAAAGUCGUUCAAAAUGGAAUUGGUGUCAGAUUGCAAGUUUUCAUGACGGAAGACAAAGGUUGGGGCCUACGAUGUCUUGACGAUAUUCCAAGAGGAACCUUCAUCUGCACAUACAGUGGACAAAUUUUAAACGAAGAAAUGGCCGAUAAAGAAGGGAAAGAUUUUGGUGACGAAUACCUGGCUGAGCUUGAUCAUAUUGAGGUCGUUGAGCAGGCGAAAGAAGGAUACGAGUCAGAUGUCCCGGAACUUCGUCAAGAGAAGAAAACGGAAAGGAGUUUGUCAUUUGAGAGCAGUAACAAGGAAUAUGAUAGUGACAGUGAUGAGAGUGAGUUUGGGUAUAUUUCGACGUCUGAGUCCUCGGACAGCUUAGAUAGCAAUAAAUCGAUUACAAAGGAAACAAAUACUCCAUCGUUUCAACAACCUUCCAAUAGGCCAACUACAAACACACCUUCGAAAGUCACAUCUGAUGACGUAAUUGAUUUGACUCUUGAGAGUGAUCCUGAAAAUGAAGCUGAAACCUCAAAAAGGCUUCUGGGCUCCCUAAAAGAAGAAGGAAUCAGUACGCCAUCCUCUCUGGAUCAGAUGAUUCAUAGGCUGAAGACGGGGGUCGACUGCAAUGGAAAGAUGAUUGACAGGCUUGUAGCUUUGCGACAGACUGUCACUCAAAAGCAGAAGUCUCAAGAAAGCCAAGAAUCGCCAAGCAAGGCAGAUUCAAUUGAGAACCUGGAAAAAGAUGAAAAGUCAGAAGGCGAGAGUCCAAAGAUCAAACUGAAAUUCGAAAUCGGAGGUGAAAGUCCCGAUGCUGAUUUGAAACCGGAAACAGAAGCUGGAAUCGAAACCGGAGAGCGUUUGGAAGAAGCGAAACUGACAGUGAAAAUUGAUUGGAAUGACGAGGUGAAAAAAGCUAUCGAGACGAUUGGGCCAAAGAUUCGUAAGGCAGUGGCGAGGAAGUCAACGAGAUCAAUUUUAUUUCAAAAGCUUUCAAAGGAUGAAAGGAACAAACCAGAACCACGUGUUUUGGAAAACGUGGCUAAAAAUGACGUCAGCCAGGCUUUCGUAUCAGGAAAGACUUUUACAUCGCCAAGAAGCUCCACGGGUGGCCAUUUCGCAAGAAAGUCAACAUCACACAGGAUUCAAAUAACUCCUCCAGGGCAGCGACCACAACAAACUCAAAAUGAGCCGCAGCAAGAACAGGAUGUUGCAACGGAUAAUAAGGAAGCUGAGAAAAAAUCGACAAGACUUUUGUUUGGUGAGGACCAGUGCUACGUCAUCGACGCAAAGUCGUUCGGAAAUGUCGGCCGAUACUUGAACCAUAGCUGCAUGCCGAAUCUCUUUGUUCAAAACGUCUUCUAUGACACCCACGAUUUGAGGUUUCCAUUAGUCGCAUUUUUCACUCAGCAAAACGUCCCUGCGUUGACAGAGCUGACAUGGGACUAUUCAUACGAGGUAGGUAGCGUCCCUGGCAAAGUCUUGCAGUGUUACUGUGGCUCUAUCGAAUGCAGAGGAAGACUCUUAUAACUUGACAGUAGAUUAAAUUACAUUUCUUUAAAAGACUCGACUAGAGAAUAUUUAGCAUGUAGUCAUAAAUUAUGUAAAAAUUGUUUUAAAAGUUAUUUGAAUAACGUGUGUAGCCAAAACUAGCUUUCCAAUUCUCACAUGAAGGAAAUGUCAUGAAUUUUCCGAUAUUUGUAAAGGUGUUAGUUGAAUAGUCAGACGAUAUGUUAUAAUUGAUCAACCCCCUUCCCCUAUUUAACCUUUUCAAAUAGCCUGUGCUCCAGACCCCUAGCUCGUUAAAGUCAAUCGAUAGAUACUAAAAUGGCUUAGGCCAUCUAUCAAUCAAUAAUUAGCCAAUCAGUGAGCCUAUUACCACUCACAGGCUUAUUGAUUGGCUAACUUUGAUUGACAGGUGGCUCAGGUAUUUGUCGGUUGCCUUUCAAAUUCUGGGGCACAUGCUACUUUUAAUCUGCUCCGCUUUCUACGUAAAUCUGCACAUCAGCCACUAAAAUGUCGCUAACACGACCCCCGCCAACAAAAUUCCUUAUUUCUGUGUAAGAGUUUUAGACUUCUUUCUUCAUUUCAGAAACUUUCUUGUGACGUUUUAACUUUCUAAGAAUUUCGCUAGUGGUUUUUUGCAUUCCUGUAAGAGAUGAUAGGCGUGGAUGGUCAAUGUUUAAAAAUACCAUGUUUAUUUACGUUGAAAAGGUAUUCAGUACACUGUGGCAAAAACUGAAGAAUAGGGGCAUAGCGUCUGUGGGGUCGGUGCCCCCAAUAGGUUUACAAGAAUUAAUUUUGCCUGUUGUCAUGAAUUUUCAUAACGAUAAUCAUAAACUUAUUUACAGUUGGUUUUGUUUUUAACCAAUUAUAAACUAAUUCAUACCAACUAUUUAACGAAGUAGAUUAGAAACAAAUUGAACAGAUUCAUUUGCAAUCGUAGUACGUACAAUUGUUUGCUGCGUCUUUCCUUUUUGAAAAUCAUUAGGGACGUCAAAUUUAGGCCAUCCAUUACUAAGGGUAUUCCACAAUAGACUUUCUCUGUGGUUUUUCUAAAGGAUAGAAAAAUAUUACCCAUACCUCAACCCAGUCAUGAUAUGCAAGCUAAAGUAGAAGGCAGUGAUUUUUCACGAGGGCCUGGCUAUUUCGCAACUUAUUUUAGGGAUAUUUUUAAUGCGGACUUUUAAUGUCCGGAAACUUUUUUUUUCAUUUCAUUUCAAUUUUGUAAACUUGUACCAUUUUAUCUGUGUCGUACUGUCGGCAGUACCAAUUAAUUCAAUAGAUAGUAGUGUUGGAGUAUGUUUAUUCAAUCUUUCGGAAUAUCCUUCUCAUUGUUAGUGGAGUGUCUACACGAAACUGAACGCGGCCUAUCUUAGUCCAUCAUUUCAAUAUCUAACUUCAUCUGCCUUCAAGUUAACGGAGGGGAAUCCAGAUUGAUGUCGUCUCUUGCGUGCACCCUACAUGUCAGUUUCUGCAUCCUACUGGCAAGGCCACCAACGCAAAACCCCAGUGGGGGCCCCAUGGUCACACAUCGCUGAAUUUGUUCGGGAGAUUAAUCAUGCCCGUCUUUCAGACAUGCACUAGCCCCUGUUUCAGGUUCAUUGCACAUGCGCGUUGUCACUUGAAGCCCUGGCGCGAAGUUUUGUGGUGCCAGAGAGAACAGCUGUGCGAAUAAUGUUAUUAAUGCGCAUGCGCUAUGACCCUGCCACACUGAUUGGUUCAAGCCGUUAUUGUUUCAAAACAAAGGACUGAAGGUUUCGUCUCCUGAACAAGAAUAGUAAUUCUAUUUAGUACUUUUUUUAACCCCGGAAUUGCUCUUUUCUGUGCCUGUAAUGUCAACGGGCUCUCUUGCGCACCACCCCCAUGUUGCAAAAAAGUCUUUGAAUUAAAAUUUCAAGAAAGUUGUUUGUGUAAAAGAACGACCUCCCUUUUUAAAAAAUCGAUAUUGACGAAGCGCCUCUUACAUCCAUAUUCACCUUUCCCAACUUUCGCAUUUUAAAAUUUUUCUUGAUGCUACUAAAUAGAAAGAAUUUUAUUCAUUUUUUGUCCCUAAGUUCCAUUCGAGAAUGGAAGGCUUGAAACAAUCACAGCUUAAAGGACAAGUGACACGUUUUUGGCGCCAAAUUUUUUUUUUCUUUUAACUUAAAGUAAAAUGCUGUAUGAGAGUGUUGUUGAAAUAUUUUUCCUUUCUGAUUUCAUUUUCCUACUUAAAAACCCUUUUAAAAUUAUGGCGGGAAAUGAAUCACGUGACACCGUGACGUAGAUUGUGAUAAUCUGUUAUUGCUGCUACUGGUAUACAGUGCAAUAUUAAUGUUUACAACACGCUUCUAAACGAAUUUAGUUCGUCUGGACCUGUCGCAUCGUGUUUCGAAAACUCUCUAUCAAUGAUAGGAAAAUUCCGAGUUAUCACAAUGUACGUCAUAGGGUCACGUGAUAAAAAGCAAAAUCGCGCCUCCUGCGCCCCCUGAUUAGAAUUUUUUGUUCUAAACCAGGAAAAACUUACUUCUAAACGAUGAUCUAUAAGUUAAUGAAAAGAAAAGAUAGGGUGAAAAGUGUGUCACUUGUCCUUUAA
Molecule: messenger RNA, 7531 nt
Organism: Rhopilema esculentum
Lineage: Eukaryota; Metazoa; Cnidaria; Scyphozoa; Rhizostomeae; Rhizostomatidae
Product: histone-lysine N-methyltransferase SETDB1
Biological process (GO): negative regulation of gene expression; heterochromatin organization
Cellular component (GO): nucleus
Molecular function (GO): histone H3K9 methyltransferase activity; DNA binding; protein binding
Source: RefSeq, a predicted model, not a curated record